Acomys russatus (golden spiny mouse) is the source of this 1985-nucleotide messenger RNA. Its product is annotated as zinc finger protein 235-like. The transcript is spliced from 5 exons. The record is from RefSeq and is a predicted model, not a curated record. The coding region runs from base 195 to 1985 and encodes 596 amino acids. NCBI's taxonomy places the organism in Eukaryota, Metazoa, Chordata, Mammalia, Rodentia, Muridae. Gene Ontology annotation, biological process: regulation of DNA-templated transcription.
CCUCUCUGCUGGGCUCUGCCUGAGGCGGCGCUGCCCGGGAUUCCUGGACCAUCUCAGCUGCUUGUGGAGCCCCCGGGAGAGUCUGGCUUCCCACGGAGCCUGGAGAGGAGCUGUGGGGACGGAGGCCGGUGCCCUGAAGCCUUAAGUGCUUGCUUCCCAGAGCCCUGCCUUGUGUCAAAGAGAAGAAGAGAGCAAUGACCAAGUCACAGGAGGCAGUGACAUUCAUGGACGUGGCUGUGGUCUUCAGUGAGGAGGAGCUGGGGCUGCUGGAUGCUGCCCAGAAGAAGCUGUACCAUGACGUGAUGCUGGAGAACUUCAGGAACCUUCUGUCAGUGGGAGGCCAGAGUGCAAACAAGAUGGAGACUCUUCACGCAGCAGGAUUGAGGUGCCUCUCACUGGGGCGGCCUCCAUGCUGGCCAAUGACAAGCCAUGACGUCAUCAAGCUGGCCAGAACUCCAGAUACUGUACUAACCAGUCAAGGAAAGGGUCCUCACUUCCUGGAGCAAAGCCUUGCAAGUCUCAAAAGCCACCAUUGGAGCAUUACUGAAAAUCAGGAACUUCUGCCUGGAAGAGUUCAGAGUUCAUGGAGUAAAACACAUCUUACUGACAGACGGAACCUGCAGCAACACUGUGCACAGACUCUGGUGAAAAACAAGCCACAACUGUUGGCUCCAGGAGUUGACAUUCUCGGUUGCAUUUCCCACCACGAUAACAAUAUCCUGCAUAAAAGAGACAAAGCCCACAGCAGCAGUGACUGUGAUAAAGUCAUCUUUCCUGAGUCACCCCUCACCCAGCAUCAUGUUUACACAGAACAGGCCUCCCAGUGCAUCCAGGGCCAAGACACCUUCAUUGACAGCCCCAGUCUGGAACUCCAUCAGCAGGUCCUCUUAGGAAAGGAGUCCCCUGUGCCUAGUACACAUGAGGACACUGGACAUAGCUCCAGUGUCCCAAAUCAACAAAGUGCUCAUCUAGGAAAAAAGCGCUACUGGUGCCCUGAGUGCGGGAAGAGCUUUAACCAGAGCUCACAACUGAAUGCUCACCUGCCCACCCAUACAGGGGAGAAGCCCUACAGGUGCGACAGCUGUGGGAAAGGCUUCAGCCGCAGCUCAGACCUCACCAUCCACUACCGAGUGCACACCGGAGAGAAGCCUUACAAGUGUAAAGUGUGUGGGAAGGGCUUCACACAGUGGGCACACCUCCAGAUCCAUGACAGAACUCACACAGGAGAGAAGCCGUAUACAUGUAGAGACUGUGGCAAAAGUUUCAGCUGUAGCUCGAGCCUUCGCACCCACGAGAGAGUCCACACUAAGGAGAAGCCAUACGAGUGCAAAGAGUGUGGGAAGUGCUUCAGCUCAAAUUCCAACUUCCACAGCCAUCAGCGGAUCCACACAGGAGAGAAGCCAUAUAAAUGUGAGGAGUGCGGGAAGGGGUUCAGUUCAGGCUCAGUCUUCCAUAGUCACCAGCGGGUCCACACAGGAGAGAAGCCAUUUCGCUGCAGUGUGUGUGGGAAGGGCUUCAGUCAGAGGUCGACUUUUCAAGCUCACCAGAGAGUUCACACCGGGGAAAAACCAUACAGAUGUGACGUGUGUGGGAAGCGUUUCACCUGGAGCGUGAGCCUUCACAGUCACCAGAGCGUCCACACAGGAGAGAAACCCUAUAAAUGCGAGGAGUGUGGGAAAGGCUUCAGUCAUGCCUCAAGUCUGCAGGUGCAUCAGAACAUCCACACUGGCGAGAAGCCUUUCAAAUGCAAGGUGUGCCAGAAGCGGUUCAGGCAGGCGUCAAACCUCCAGGCCCACCUGAGGGUGCACACGGGGGAGAAGCCCUAUAAAUGUGACACGUGUGGGAAAGCCUUCAGCCAGAGGUCCUAUGUCCAAGUCCACCAGAUAAGUCACACCAGGGAGAAACCGUUCAAGUGUGAGGAGUGUGGGAAGGAGUUCAGUCACGCCUCACACUUCCAGAGGCACCAGAGGGUCCACACUGGGUAG